Molecule: messenger RNA, 622 nt
Organism: Pseudogymnoascus destructans
Lineage: Eukaryota; Fungi; Ascomycota; Leotiomycetes; Thelebolales; Thelebolaceae
Exons: 3
Coding region: 151-507 (118 amino acids)
Source: RefSeq, a predicted model, not a curated record
AUUAUAUUUUCGGUGUGGGGAAAAACUAUAGUGCGGAUAAUUUAUGCUUCCCGAAUCUUUUAUCCACCAAAUCGAUAAGGGAAACACUUUCCAAUAACGUUAUUUUCAACACGCAUUCCCGACUUUCUUGCCAGCAAAAUCGCCGGAAUUAUGUCUACCGCCGUCGCAGAUGCUGUAAGCCAGCCAGCGGAGAAACCUGCCUAUGGAAUUCGCAAAAACGGAAAGCAAUGGCACGCUUUGAAGAGCGCAUUUCGCCCGAAAGCUGGCAAUGAUACGUAUGAGAAACGUAAUGCGGAGAGAGUGGCCAUGAACGUUGUGAAGGCAAAGGAGAAGGAGAUGAAGGAAGAGAAGGAAGCCGAGCGCCAAAGGAGGAUAACAGCGCUCAAGGACAAGCGUGCUGCGAAGGAGGAGAAGGCGCGAUACGAGAAGCUAGCAGAGACAAUGCACAGGAAGAGAGUGGAGAGGCUGAAGAGGAAGGAGAAGAGGAAUAAGAUGAUCAAGUCAUGAUGGAGAGAUUGCAUCGAUAAGCUGUAUACAUGGAUUGCGGGCGUAAUUAUGCAGAGGAUGGCGUUGGGGAUCUUGAUUCAGGGCAUAGUUGAAGGGAUAUAAGCCUAACGAUGAU